Messenger RNA from Fonsecaea erecta, 1314 nucleotides. RefSeq lists its product as hypothetical. The coding region runs from base 1 to 1314 and encodes 437 amino acids. The transcript has a single exon. The record is from RefSeq and is a predicted model, not a curated record. Gene Ontology annotation, cellular component: plasma membrane; lipid droplet; mitochondrion. Gene Ontology annotation, biological process: glycolipid biosynthetic process. Lineage: Eukaryota; Fungi; Ascomycota; Eurotiomycetes; Chaetothyriales; Herpotrichiellaceae.
AUGGCUGCUCCUGCUGCCAGUCGCCAAUACGACAUAAUCCUCCUGGGAGCCACCGGCUACACUGGCAAACUCACCGCUGAGUACAUCACCACCAACCUCCCCACCAACAUCAAAUGGGCCGUGGCUGGACGCAAUGAAUCCAAACUCCAAUCCUUGGUCAGUGAGCUGAAGUCGCUGAACUCAACGCGCGGCUCUCCCGACAUCAUCACUGUCGCCAGUCUGACUACCCCUGAAUUGACGCCUGUGGUCAAGAAGACCAAAGUGCUUCUCAACACCGUGGGCCCUUAUCAUCUGUACUCGACUCCUGUGGUUGAAGCAUGUGCCCAACAAGGAACGCACUACCUUGACGUAACUGGCGAAACACCAUGGGUUCGCGAUAUCAUUGUCAAGUACGAAGACACCGCCAAGAAAACUGGAGCCAUCAUGAUCCCUGAGGUGGGCGUUGAGUCCGCGCCCUCGGACCUGAUCGCCUACAUAGCUACCCGUUUGAUCCGCAAAGUCUGGGAUUGCGGCGUCAUGGACAUGGUCGCCGCGGUGCACGAGUUGAAAUCCUCGGGGCCCAGUGGCGGCACCCUGGCCACGGGGUUGGGACUGGCUGACCACUACCCGGCCAAGGUGAUGAAGCAGUGCCUCAACGAUCCCUUUGUGCUGUCCCCUACGCAUCUGCGACCGUUCACCAAGGACACCAUCUACCCCCGCAACCCCGAGCCAAACACGUACCAUCGUACGGGUCUCCAGAAACUCACGGGUGUCUGGAAGUAUCCCCGUCUGGGCCACUUGACAACUUCCAUCACCGCCAAGCCCAAUGAGGCCAUCGUCCACCGGUCUGCCGGGCUGACGCCUUACUUCUACGGCUUCAACUUCUCGUACGAGGAGUACAUGGCUGUGGCAAGCCCGGUGGCCGGCGUGUUGAUUCACAUCGCCAUCACCAUCUUGGCCUUGUUGCUCGCAUUCCCCCCCACGCGGGCUGUCUUGAAACUGUUCGCAACCUACAAACCCGGCUCUGGCCCGACAAAAGAAUCCACCAAAGGCGAUGUCCUGGAACUCCGCGCCGUCGCCGUCGCCGAACAGCUCGCCAAGAACCCCCGCAAAGCCAUGGCUCAUUUCCGAUACGAGGGCGGAAUGUAUGUUCUCACGGCCUUGUUGAUGAGCGAAGCUGCCAUGGUGAUUUUGACAAAGGAAGAAGAAAUCAAGAAGAGUCACGGUUCAGGGUUCCUAACCCCGAGUUGCUUGGGCGAUGACUAUCUAGAGCGACUGGAGAAAGCGGGUGUCAAGGUCGGAGUGCAGCAGAUUGGGGAUGUGGGCAGCAAGUAA